UGGCCCCGACAUGGCGAAAAAGCGACACAGCUUGUAGGCGGAGAAAAGCAGCGUCAGGACCAUGGGCGCGGGGCUGCCGGGGACAUCCCCGGUCUGGAAGGGCGGGGUGGAGCUGGGAGACCCGGAACCUCGGGGGAAGAGGGAUCUCAGAGCAGACCAAGAGGAAGAAGAUGCAGGAGAAGAAGAGGUGUGGAGAGAGGGGUACCAGGCAAGAGCGCUGGCCAGAAGUUUGGUGGUGGUGGGGGGUGGUGAGCGCAGGCUCGGGGCGGAGAGGUUGGGGAAGGAGAUGCAGGCCCAGACCCAAACGGUGGGCGGAAAGAGGGAGCGCGGAGGCGAGGGAUGGACCCAAAUGUUGGAAGAAGCUGCGGCCGCAACAAAGCUCCGCUGGGCUCAGGCUCCAGUUCGGCCAGGCUGCGGGUACCUCUGCAGCUGCCCCGCCCCUAAGAAGCCGCGGACGCGGGCCGAAGCCCCACCCCUCGACUCGUCGAACUCCUCCUCCUCAGCCGGCCCAGCCACGCCCCCGCAACGGCCCCAGCCACGCCCAUACUCGGGCCAGGCCUCUUCCCGCUACCGCAUCUGCAACCCCCAUGCUGGAGGCAGGGGGAGGGAGAUGGAGAGACUGAGAGUGGGGACAUGGAAUGGCCAGUCCAGGAUCAGUGGAUUCAUGGAAAACUCAGGAAUCAAAUCCAGUCCCAAGGGUUAAUAUUCACCCAGUGCCCUGUGUUGUGAAGACCAGCCUGGGAAAAUCAGUGCAUCCAAGAGAGAACCAAGAAAUCAAACUUUGUUCUUUUGCAAUUAAAAAAAAAAAAAUCCCCCAGACUGUUUACCAUCUCUCCUCCUGCCCUCCCUUUUACUGCCCUAAAUACACAAACUAUUCAUUGGAUGAGCCACCCAGCCAGGGGUGUGUCCGAUCCAGCACAUCAUGGAUUAAUAACCAUUUAUGGAGAAUGAAUGUGAGGCUCAUCCAGGCACCGGACAUUUUGUUGACUCUAGUUCAGGCAAUCUCCCAACACCGCAUAAGGCAAGUAUGAUUAUUUUUUUCAGUUUUCAGUUUUGUUUAAUUUUUAGCCAAUAGAAUUUUGAAGUCCAGGAUUUUGAGGUGGUUUUGGCACAGAUUAACUCAGCACUACAGUGGAGAAUCACGCAGAAAACCGCAUCCUGAUGUUUGUGACCACAUAAAUUGUUAAAGUUUCUAGGCUAGCUCUGGCUGUGAUGACGGUGCUGGUGAUGUGAUAGAGCAGAGAGCGCACAGACAGUGAGAGAGACAGAAGAGAUUGAAGAGAGAAACAUUCAACGAAGGCAUCAAAUAAAACUUUCUGUGGCAGACACUAUUAGCUGCCUCCCACAGAGCGACUCAGCCUAUUCCUUCCUAAUAGAAUUCCAAGUUAUUUAGGUACCCAUGACUUUUUCCAUGAGUGUCUAAGGAGGUGGGCCUCAUCCAUAAACCCAGGGGGUGGAUUAAAACUGGCCUAUAAAACAAUCGUGGUGCUCCCCUUCCCUCUCCUAGUAGUAUUAAAAGGUGUAAUAAUUCUGACCAAUGAAAGGAAGUUUGCUGGGAGGAAUUCUGGGAAAGGCUUUCUUUGGUACACAAUAAAAAUUAUUAAAAUGGAAAUCCAAUGUGAGCAUUUGCAUUAAAAAAAUCCUUUUUUAUUAUACUUUAGAUGGUUUACAGAACUAGUUUCUCAUCAAACAAUUAGCACACACAUUGUUGCAUGACAUUGGUUAACAACCCGAGGCAAGUAUUAUUAAUCCCAUUUUACUGAAAAAACAACCAAGGCGCAGAGAAGUAAAGCAAUUUGACCAAGGUCACGCAGCCAGUAAGUAGCAGAGAGGACCUUCUUUCUGACCUCUAGACCCACUGUGCUAUUUGAAAUGACCCUCGGCUUGGCAAAGAUCUCAUUUCCCAGCUCUCCCAGGCCCUGGGUUCCAGGAAUCUGACCCUUUGCUGUAGCCUGGGGGUCAGGGUACUAGGGGCUGAAGGUUGAGCAAACAGAGCAACAGAGAGGGCAGCUCCUCUUCUGUUAGUCCCUCCCUCCUCCCUCCCUCCCAGUCUCCUCCUUUCCUCUGACAUCAAAGCUGAGGCUUCAGGGAACUCAGAGCCCAGCUCGGCAGGCUCGUGGCUGGAGGCCCUGCCA
Loxodonta africana (African savanna elephant) is the source of this 2135-nucleotide messenger RNA. RefSeq lists its product as uncharacterized. Bases 62 to 703 code for a protein of 213 amino acids. NCBI's taxonomy places the organism in Eukaryota, Metazoa, Chordata, Mammalia, Proboscidea, Elephantidae. The record is from RefSeq and is a predicted model, not a curated record. The transcript is spliced from 2 exons.